This is a messenger RNA of Chaetomium globosum CBS 148.51, 2499 nucleotides long. RefSeq lists its product as uncharacterized. Gene Ontology annotation, molecular function: DNA-binding transcription factor activity, RNA polymerase II-specific; RNA polymerase II cis-regulatory region sequence-specific DNA binding. Gene Ontology annotation, biological process: regulation of transcription by RNA polymerase II. NCBI's taxonomy places the organism in Eukaryota, Fungi, Ascomycota, Sordariomycetes, Sordariales, Chaetomiaceae. The transcript has 4 exons. Bases 1 to 2499 code for a protein of 832 amino acids. The record is from RefSeq and is a predicted model, not a curated record.
AUGAAGCUUGAAUUGUCCCCCGUGCCGCACAAAUCAAGCCAAGUCGAGCCAAUCGAAGCGCGACGCUGGGUGAGGUGGGGCUCUUGGUGCGUGCGGGGAGCUUGUCCACAGGAGCGAAGCAUUGCCCCGGGUACCGCCUCGAUGUUUGUUGAUUUCUUCCCUUUCUCCUCGAGACGAACAGCAGCUCUGAUCUCGGCAGGAAUGGCGAUGGACUCGAGCCACGGUAAGGAGGCCGCAUCCCUACCACCGCAGCGGACACCCCUCCUUCCAUGCAGCGUCAAUUCUAUUCGACGUGCCUCGCCAGCACCGAAUGUUCAAAAUACUCAUCGCUUCACAGAUGCGCUAGCACUCGCCGCCAAGCCCAGGAAGCGGCCCCGGUCGCGAGGGUCGACGACGUCGAUUCAUAGUGCCACCACGCAAGCCAACGUGGAACACAGCUUCGCCGAGUCCGCAGACGUGUAUUCGUCACAAUGGCUACCCAACAGCGCCAGCCAUGCGCGCGAGCUGCCAAACGGAUCGACCCAGAUGACGCCGGAGGACCUGUUGCUGGCGUCACAGCUGCAGGCGAGUCGCGACUUCGGACCCGACGCCACCAUGAACGCGCCGAUUCCAAACGUCUCUUUCCACCACCACAGCCACCACAGCCAUAGUCUCAGUCGCCAGUCCCUCUCCGCCGAGUCCUUUGCCGGCAACACGAGCUUUGCGGACGAUAGCCAGAUGCUCGAUCGGGAAGUACACGACGGCGACGACUCGUUCAAUGGGAUGGCCACGGCGACGAAGUCGGGUGCGCGUUCUAACGCCAAUAACGAGAUUGAGAUGCGGCAGCUGUUCCAGACCAACAAGCAUCGCAGCCUCGAGGAUGUUUCCCACGAGCUGCUCGGAAAUGACCGGGGGCCAAACUCUGAACGCGCGCGCCAGUUGAGAGAAGAGCAACCCGACGUCCGCGAUAGCCCCAGCCAAACUGCGGUGCCUUUGGGAGAGAACCCCUCUUUGUCACAAAGUUUCAACACGCUACCCGCCGCCAAUUCUACAUCUAUGCGAUCCGACAGAACUCCAUUUUCCGCUCCUCCCAUCACACACCAACCCGGACCGAGUAUCGUACGAUCGCGCGAGUUUCAUCACAGUCUCUACAAUCAACCAAAGGCGGUUGGCGUUGACCAGCUACAAUCGACGAUGGGCAAGACGCCCCAGGAGCUUCGCUUUUCGACCGAGACGGGGGAAACGUUCAAGCAGUCGGAUCCGAUUAUUCUUCCCCGAAUCGAAGCAUACCUCCCAGACGGCACAGAUCCUGAUGCGGCCAAGUCCCUCGUGGCCCUCUAUCGCUCUUAUUGCACGUCUUUGGUCGAAUGCAUCCGCUACUGCAAGGAGAAGGCGUUCUUCCACCUCUUCACAUCAUUUCAGGGGACCCUCACCAUGCCCGUACAGAAACUGUUCGCAAAUCCGGCCAUUGCUCCGUGGAUCGAAGAAUCUGAUUUUGUCCUGUAUCAGCGAAUGAUGCGCAUUGUCUCGGGUCUCACCCUCCAGGUUGUACCCAAGCCUGUUCUCGACACGCUACGCAACAUCUCGGAGCGGCUCGUACCCCAUAUCCGAGAGUCAUUCCAAGGACAACCUCUCCACGUGGUGAGGGCCAAAGAGGGGCCGGCUACCAUUUUUGCCGGGUUGCUCGACAGGGCACUACGGGUGAACCUCACUGCCCACGCCGCCGCAAACAUGCUGUCAAACCCUGCAAAUCGCGACCUAAUGUACAUGGAGUGGAUCUCCAUGGUAAACGUUAAGAAGCUGGCCGAGUGUAUCCCAUCACGCGGCAUGGACGAUGUCGUCAAUCUUCUGCUCAAUGAGAUGCGCGAUCUACUCAGCCCGGUCAACAUCCCAUGGGAGAUGGAAUGCUUGACGUCACAGGGUGAUGUUGUUAUACGGAACGGCAGGCCAUCCCAGGAUGGUGGUUUCGAAGAAGUGGACUCGUCUAACGUGCUGGAUCGCUGGGUCAACUUGCUACGUUCCCUCCCGAGCCGGUUCCCAUACGCGUCGGACACAGACCUUGUCUGGUGCGUUCAAAGGCUGAGCACGGCAUUGAUGAGGGACCUCACAAUUGCGCAAGGGAAGAGUUUUGGGUCGUGGUGGGUGACAAAAUGCUGGGUUGACGAGAUGAUUCAAUUCAUGGCAGAGCAGGGCGGCUUCUUGCAGCAGAAGUCGAGUCAAGCCCCGCUUGCAAUUCCGAAGCGGCAAUCGGCAAACCGAGAGCUGAGCCACCAAGGGUCUCGGUACAGCAGUGCCAGCGAUGAUUUUGGUAUGUCGCGCAUGCCGGAGCCACAACCAGACCGGGCACCGUUUCCUUCGGCGCCUGCCACCAACAGCCAACAAGCGACGCACGAUGAUAGCGGAAUCGGCAUCCGGACACCUGACGAGGAGUUGCCGGCUGACAAGUUCAGCCUCACGCCCGCAACGGCUCAGGAAUUAUUUGCCGGCACAGAGCUACAAGUCGAGUUGGGCGAUAUAUAA